UCGGAGUUAGAAGGGGUGAACGGAAGCCUGGAUGCGCUCGGCCGUGUCCAGCGGCUCGCGGGACGACCGCGGCGGCGGCGGCGGCGGCAGGCAAAAAGUGUGCUGUAUCAACUCAGGAGCAUAACAGCAAACUGCAGCAACAGCUUUGAUAUCAACAAUGAAGCAAUGAUAUCUGAGGACAAAAGAGCACUUGCCAACUGUUUGUCAUCACCAUUUCAAGUGUUUGUAUAAGCAGAAACAACUGCAACAGAUUCCUGGGUCUGCUAGAAUAGGGGGAAUGUUUUUUUCUGAUACUAAUUAUUUAGAAGGAGUUUUAAUAUAGAUUAAGUUAUAUACAACCAAAUGAAAUAAAAAUGAGUGAAACCCCCAGAUUCUUUGUUGGGCCUGAAGAAACAGAAAUAAACCCUGGAAAUUACCGACAUUUCUUCCACCAUGCAGAUGAAGAUGAGGAGGAGGAGGAUGAAUCUCCACCAGAAAGGCAGAUUGUGGUUGGAAUAUGUUCCAUGGCAAAGAAAUCCAAAUCCAAACCAAUGAAGGAAAUUCUUGAACGGAUCUCCUUAUUUAAAUAUAUCACAGUAGUAGUAUUUGAAGAGGAAGUUAUUUUGAAUGAACCAGUGGAAAACUGGCCUUUAUGUGAUUGUCUUAUUUCUUUCCACUCUAAAGGAUUUCCACUGGACAAAGCAGUUGCCUAUGCAAAACUCAGGAAUCCAUUUGUAAUCAAUGACUUGAACAUGCAGUAUCUCAUACAAGAUAGGAGAGAAGUAUAUAGUAUUCUUCAAGCUGAAGGUAUUUUACUUCCUCGUUAUGCAAUUUUGAACCGUGACCCAAAUAAUCCCAAAGAGUGCAGCCUGAUUGAAGGAGAAGAUCACGUAGAAGUAAAUGGGGAGGUUUUCCAAAAGCCUUUUGUAGAAAAGCCGGUCAGUGCAGAAGAUCACAACGUUUACAUUUAUUACCCCACAUCUGCUGGUGGCGGAAGUCAAAGACUCUUUAGGAAGAUUGGCAGUAGAAGUAGUGUUUAUUCCCCAGAAAGCAAUGUACGAAAAACAGGUUCAUAUAUAUACGAAGAGUUUAUGCCCACAGAUGGUACAGAUGUUAAGGUUUAUACAGUGGGUCCAGAUUAUGCGCAUGCUGAAGCUCGGAAAUCUCCGGCGCUUGACGGCAAGGUGGAAAGAGAUAGUGAAGGAAAAGAAGUCAGAUACCCUGUCAUUCUCAAUGCACGAGAGAAAUUAAUUGCUUGGAAAGUCUGUCUUGCUUUUAAGCAAACAGUUUGUGGCUUUGAUUUGUUACGGGCCAAUGGACAGUCCUAUGUCUGUGAUGUCAAUGGCUUCAGUUUUGUGAAAAAUUCCAUGAAGUAUUAUGAUGAUUGUGCAAAAAUACUUGGAAAUAUUGUAAUGCGAGAGCUUGCUCCACAAUUUCAUAUUCCCUGGUCGAUACCUUUAGAAGCUGAAGAUAUCCCAAUUGUACCAACUACAUCUGGAACUAUGAUGGAACUUAGAUGUGUCAUAGCUGUCAUACGUCAUGGGGAUCGGACACCGAAACAGAAAAUGAAAAUGGAAGUCAGGCAUCAAAAAUUUUUUGACCUCUUUGAAAAGUGUGAUGGAUAUAAAUCAGGGAAAUUAAAACUCAAAAAGCCAAAACAAUUACAGGAGGUGCUAGAUAUUGCAAGGCAACUUCUUACAGAGCUGGGGCAAAAUAAUGAUUCUGAAAUUGAAGAAAACAAGUCAAAACUUGAACAACUUAAGACGGUACUAGAAAUGUAUGGCCAUUUUUCUGGAAUAAAUCGUAAGGUUCAGCUGACUUAUCUCCCUCAUGGUUGUCCUAAAACAUCUAGUGAAGAGGAAGACAGCCGAAGAGAAGAACCAUCCUUGCUUCUGGUUCUAAAAUGGGGAGGAGAAUUAACUCCUGCAGGCAGAGUCCAGGCUGAAGAACUUGGAAGAGCUUUCAGGUGUAUGUAUCCUGGAGGUCAAGGAGAUUAUGCAGGGUUUCCUGGUUGUGGUUUACUUAGAUUACAUAGCACCUACCGACAUGACCUCAAAAUUUAUGCUUCUGACGAAGGACGGGUACAGAUGACUGCAGCUGCUUUUGCAAAGGGGCUGUUAGCUCUAGAAGGAGAGCUUACUCCCAUUCUUGUUCAGAUGGUAAAAAGUGCAAACAUGAAUGGUCUUUUGGAUAGUGAUAGUGACUCUUUGAGCAGUUGUCAGCAACGUGUGAAAGCAAGGCUUCACGAAAUACUUCAGAAAGACAGAGAUUUUACUGCUGAAGACUAUGAAAAGCUUACUCCAUCUGGAAGCCUUUCUCUUAUCAAAUCAAUGCAUUUGAUUAAGAAUCCUGUGAAGACCUGUGACAAAGUUUAUUCCUUGAUUCAAAGUUUGACUUCUCAAAUUAGACAUCGAAUGGAAGAUCCCAAAUCAUCAGAUAUUCAGCUUUACCAUAGUGAAACACUGGAGCUUAUGCUACGUAGAUGGUCCAAGUUGGAGAAAGACUUUAAAACAAAGAAUGGAAGAUAUGAUAUUAGUAAAAUUCCUGACAUAUAUGACUGUAUAAAAUAUGAUGUCCAACAUAAUGGUUCCUUGAAAUUAGAAAAUACAAUGGAAUUAUACAGGCUUUCGAAAGCGUUAGCAGAUAUUGUCAUCCCUCAGGAAUAUGGUAUAACUAAAGCUGAAAAACUGGAAAUUGCCAAAGGCUACUGUACUCCUCUAGUUAGAAAAAUUCGCUCAGACCUUCAGAGGACACAAGAUGAUGACACUGUAAAUAAACUCCACCCUGUGUAUUCCAGAGGUGUUCUGUCUCCUGAACGUCAUGUCCGUACCAGAUUAUAUUUUACCAGUGAAAGUCAUGUACAUUCUUUAUUAUCUAUUCUUCGCUAUGGUGCCUUAUGCAAUGAAUCAAAGGAUGAACAGUGGAAACGAGCUAUGGAUUACCUAAACGUUGUCAAUGAACUCAACUACAUGACGCAGAUCGUUAUCAUGCUGUAUGAGGAUCCGAACAAGGAUCUCUCCUCAGAGGAGCGCUUUCAUGUUGAAUUACACUUUAGUCCAGGAGCCAAAGGCUGUGAAGAAGACAAAAAUUUACCAUCCGGUUAUGGAUAUAGACCGGCCUCCAGAGAGAAUGAAGGCAGGAGAUCUUUUAAAGUUGAUAGUGACGAUGAACCACAUACUUCUAAAAAGGAUGAGGUUGAUCGAGCUGUGAUAUUGUUUAAGCCAAUGGUAUCAGAGCCAAUUCAUAUACACAGGAAGUCUCCACUUCCAAGGUCUAGGAAGAUGGCUACAAAUGAAGAAGAGAGCCCCCUGAGUGUGUCUAGCCCAGAGGGUACUGGUACCUGGCUGCAUUAUACCAGCGGUGUGGGUACUGGGCGUCGAAGACGCAGAUCAGGGGAACAAAUCACUUCUUCCCCUGUCUCCCCCAAAUCAUUGGCUUUCACAUCCAGUAUUUUUGGCUCAUGGCAACAGGUCGUAUCUGAAAAUGCGAGCUACCUUCGAACACCAAGAACUCUUGUGGAACAGAAGCAGAAUCCUACUGUAGGGUCUCACUGUGCGGGCCUGUUUAGCACCACGGUGCUCGGGGGUUCUUCAAGCGCACCUAACCUACAGGAUUAUGCUCGUACUCAUCGUAAAAAGCUGACCUCUUCUGGCUGCAUAGAUGACGCCACACGCGGUUCUGCUGUUAAAAGGUUUUCUAUCUCAUUUGCUCGACACCCAACCAAUGGCUUUGAAUUGUAUUCCAUGGUGCCAUCUAUUUGUCCUCUAGAAACUCUUCACAAUGCCCUGUCUUUAAAGCAAGUGGAUGAAUUUCUUGCUUCCAUUGCUUCUCCAUCAAGUGAUGUUCCACGGAAGAUCCCUGAAAUUUCCUCUGCAACUUCACGGUCCAGUCCAGCAAUGAGAAGGAAAGUAUCUUUAAAUACAUAUACACCUGCAAAGAUCCUCCCAACACCACCAGCUACCUUAAAGAGCACUAAAGCAAGCAGCAAACCAGGUACCAGUGGACCUUCUACUGCAGUUGUUCCCAAUACCUCAGCUCGAAGAAAGAGUAUAACUAACAAAACAGAAACGCCUGAUCACAAAAAAAGCGUUGGGAAAAAGAAAUGAAAAUGAAAGAGAACUUCUUAAGCUUACAAAAAUCACAAUUGAGUAGAAAAAGACCUUGACUUAAAACUGUCAAGGCAAGCAAUGUAUGUUUUUUCUUAUACAUAUCUGUAUUUAUGUAAGAAUUUUGUCACAUCUAGGGAAUUGUUUGAUUAUGUUCACGUAAGGAUAUUUUGUCUCGUUCUAGAAAUGUCCUAACCAAUGUUUAUAGUAUUCUGUGAGUAGCAGAACCUGCAGUAAAAAGGUCUGGUGGUGUCAUUAUGAUGUUUACCAUGUUCCUAUGGUAAAUAAAAGGAACAUAAAAGCCCAGCUGGCCUGAAACUGUCACACCAGUCCUGCAAGGUACUGCAGAGUAUGACGAGCCAGCCUCUUUACACACUUAUUUUCAUGGGAUUGCAUCUUAGCUUUAAAGACCUUUAGCUUAAGUUAAAAAUUGACAGCCAAUAUUACAUACUGGGGACUUUAUACAAAGUAUAUUCCCAAAGAGACUUCAUUGACCACUUAGAUUAGAAAAUUUGUCUCAAUUGUUACAGUGACACAUAUGCUGCAAUAUUUAAUGACUGGAGUAUUAGCACAUAGGUUAUUUUUUAAAUCUGUGCUUUGAAUUUGUAAAUGUAUGUUAUUUAAGAUAUUGCAUAUACAGCUGGGAGAACUAUACCUUUAUGCACAUAAAUUUGUAUAUUAAUUUGUAGAAAAUAUUUUCUUUAUAUAUUUCCUUACCAUAAGAGGUGCUUUAUUCAUCAGGAAAAUUUUUGCCUCAUAUUGGCAAAAAAGGCACCUGUUGAGUUUCUUUUUUAGAUAUAUAGAUGACAAGUUUAUAAAUAUACUUAUUUUCGGAGUUCUUUUUAGAUAAGAAACUCUACUCAAAAAUGGUAAUCAUCAGUGUCAGAAAUCUGAAUUCUUUUAAGUUAGUAGGUAUUAUAUAUAGCAUCUUUUUUUUUUUACCAUUUCCAUUCUUAUCUCUUAUAUUAUCACUUGAUCUCACUAAGAAGGCUUAAAGAUUGACCAUUUGAAAUUAAUCCUCUUUUGAAAUGUUAAAUUUUGAAAGCAAAUUGAGAUAUUAUGUUGUGAUUUCAUCUAUGAUAUGAAAAACAUUUAUUGUCCUUGGUGCUUUCUUCCCUCAUUGCACAAAUACUUGCAAAUCACUUGAAAUGACUUAAACUAUAAACCAAACAGAGCAACCUGCUAAGAAUCCCAUGCAUUGCAAGUUACAUAAUUUAAAUUACUAAAGCUUUAGCUUGAAGCUUACGUUUAGAAAUAUUAUUGAAUUCUCAUAGUAUGAAUACAACUGCUGCAAUUCUCCAGAAGAGGCUCUUCUAACCUUAAAUCAUCAUAUAUGAACUGGUUUUUAGAAAAUAAGAAUACUAUGUGUUAGUUGUGUCAAAAGGUACCAAAUGGAAAAGUCAGGAAUAUGUACAAUUAAAUAAGUUCAUCUACUUCACUUGAAUGUAAAUGUAUUAUACGGAGACAUGUCUAGUAAACAGCUGAAUGUACUUAAGUUUUCUGUAUGUGAAAAUUGGUUAAUGUACUCAUUGUUGGGGUGAGGAAACUACUUUUAUUUUUUAAGUGGAACUGAAUUAAAAUAUUUUAUUUCCAGAAUCAGA
This is a messenger RNA of Lepus europaeus (European hare), 5686 nucleotides long. It is a transcript of the gene PPIP5K2, whose product is annotated as diphosphoinositol pentakisphosphate kinase 2. Gene Ontology annotation, biological process: inositol phosphate biosynthetic process; inositol metabolic process. Gene Ontology annotation, molecular function: 5-diphosphoinositol pentakisphosphate 1-kinase activity; inositol hexakisphosphate kinase activity; diphosphoinositol pentakisphosphate kinase activity. The record is from RefSeq and is a predicted model, not a curated record. Gene Ontology annotation, cellular component: cytosol. NCBI's taxonomy places the organism in Eukaryota, Metazoa, Chordata, Mammalia, Lagomorpha, Leporidae. The coding region runs from base 354 to 4085 and encodes 1243 amino acids. The transcript is spliced from 31 exons.